Diuraphis noxia (Russian wheat aphid) is the source of this 5904-nucleotide messenger RNA. RefSeq lists its product as uncharacterized. The record is from RefSeq and is a predicted model, not a curated record. NCBI's taxonomy places the organism in Eukaryota, Metazoa, Arthropoda, Insecta, Hemiptera, Aphididae.
UGCGCCAGCAACGGCGGCGGCCAACAAUCCGGAGUCCGGACGGCCAAGCCGGCGGCGGCCUGCACGCAGCACUUUCCACCGCUCUCGUCCUCGGCACUUCUCCGACCACCGCGCCGUCAUCGUCGACCGUCGUACACACGCUCGCACGCAUUCACGCACGCACAAACACACGCACGCACGCACGCACGCACGUUCGUACGCCGCACUACCGCUCGCGUGCGCCGUCGGCCGACCGCCCUCCAGUCCAUCGGCGACGCGUCCACAACGGUCGUCGGCGUUGUUUUGGUAUUACCUUAUUACACCACCCCAACCCCUUUCCCCGUCAACGGAUAUCACCGCUGCGGCACAGCCCGUUCGUCAGCACACCGCUGCCGCUGCUCCCCAUCGUUGUCGUAGUAGUCGCCGCCGCCGCCGCCGCCGCCGACGAGUGUAUUUGUUAUUAUUAUUAUUAUUAUUAUUACUAUUAUUAUUACUAUCGAGUAUCGAGUGCGCGUCGUCGUGUUCGUGUACUUACCUUCACGUCGUCUCGACUGCAGCAGCUAUUAUUAUUAUUAUUUCUAGACGAAUUAUUAUUAUCGCGUUAUCGGUGCAUAUUAUCGUUGUGUUUUUCAGCGUUCAUUUUCGAUACUGUUCAGUCGUCGAUGUGCCGUGUGUGAUGUCCAAUCAUCAUAUUCAGCACUAGCACAUUUGGCACGGCAACGUUUGUCGCCCACCGUUCGCCGACACGACAAUCGAGGACGCGUUUCUGUGGACCGCGAAUCGUGUCCGUCCUUAUUCCGUGUGUGCGUGUCUACUAAAAGUCGUUAGUCGCCUGGCACAACCGCCGCCAUACCGUAAAAACGUACUAUCGUCGACCGUAGUUCAUUGUUCCGGAUCGUUGACGACGCGGUGUUCAUAGGCGUUGUAACCAGACAAAUAUCUCGGCCGCGCACCGUGUUCCGAGAACCUACGACGUUUGGUGCCGUCCUCUUUGUGCCUAUCGAUUAUGGCGGCAGCUGCCGUCACCGCCGCCACCACCAUUUCUGCUGCUGCGGCCUUAACGCGACGGUUCGUCGUCGACGCCGUCGUCGUUGUUCGUCGUCAUCGUUGUCGCCACGACAUUCCCGCGCUGACAUUAGUGACGCCACGUUUGCUCCACCAAUAGGUGACACGAAGAUAGAAAGUUUUAAUCUACCGACUUUGUUGCCCAAACGACCGGUGACUCCGUAUCGUCAAACGGACCGCGUUAUCCGACGUCUCUGAGCCACUGUCCAUCGGUACCUUACUCGAGAUACCUUCAUGUUUAACGAAAAUUGUGACAUCAAUCAUAUCAAAUGCCAUAUGAGCCACUUGUUUUGUUACAUAGACUUGCGCCUGAAGACGUAAAUCACUUGAUACGACAAAAUCCUCCUCCGCCUACGAUUACCAAUCAAUCACAAAAUGUCCACACAUUUCAAAACAAUGAAGGAAACAACACUAAAUCACUGGGAAAGGACGUAGUCGUAAACAAAAGUAAUUUACCUUUAGAAAAUAAAAAGAAAUCGACUUGUGCUCGUUCAUCACCUAAAUUACGAGUUCUAAAAUCGAAUUCAAACGGCGUAAAUCAUGACAAAAAAGAACAGGAAAAAUGUCCUAAGGAACAAAAAGUCACAAACAAUCGGAUAGGAGAAUUAUCAUUUGCCGAAAAAUCUAAACUUUUAUCAACUAAUAUAUUUCAAAAAGAAUUAGUUGUUGUUAUUGAUAAUUGCUUCAAUGACGUGAUUAGAGAAAUGGUAAAUAGUACAGCUCAACACCCGAAAACACGAAAUCCUACUAAUUCAACAGUAUCCACCAACAGCAAUACAAGUAGUAGUAAUUCUGUAGCUUCGACUCGAGACUCUGCGGUUGGUAAAGAACACAUCAUAGAUGACACUAUUAUGAUAACAACUACAAAAUCUCCACUAUCUACAGUAACUCCUGUUUUAGAGGUGAUUGACAAAAAAGCAAAAGAUAUUUCAUCAAAUGGAAAGCAACUUAUUACUGCAGAUGGACAAGAUAAGCUGAUCAAUUAUGACAAGGUUCAUUAUGAUUCUUCAGGCCUCAGUUUGCGUACAAGGACUAUAUCGUCAACAACAGUACCUACAUCAUUACAUCAUUCAACAGUUCUUGGAUCAAAUUCUGCACAUCCUAAUUGUUCUACUUCAUCAGUUAUUACUCCUACUCCUAGACCUCGUGGUCGGCCCCCAAGACGAAAAAAUCUGAAGCAUAUUGCCAAUAGAAAAGCACUGCAACAAGCUGCUAGUAAACCAUCUGAAGAGAGCAAAGUCUGUGAUUUAACUGCAUCAAUUACUGAAGUAGAAUCAGCAGCAAUUAGUUUGGAACGUUUACAGCAACAACAAAAGUCACUGAUUGAAUGUAAUAAUAUCGAAAGUUAYGAUGAUGAGCUAGAAAAUAGUGAAAAGGAUCCCAUCUAUAUUAAUUGUGUUACGGAUAAUAAACAUUCAGCACUAUCACCAGAAGUUGAUAAAGAUGAGGAUUGUAUUAUUGUAGAUAUCGCUUGUAAAAAGAAAAGUAAUAAUCGUAAAAGAAAACAAUCUGAUAUCGAAGAAACUAUUGCGGAAAAACGUCUAUUGAUAUCUGAUGAUUCUAAAGAUUUGUUAUUGGAAAAAAAUAUAAAAGACAAGUCUUCACUGCCAGACAAAUCAGAUACCGAUUCAGCCGAGUAUGGUUUCUUAGCUGGUUGUAACAUUUUUGAACCAUACAGACAAUUUAAUGAUUGGAAGUCAUCCUCUUCCAACUAUUCUUCAGUUUUAUAUGGUCGCACAUAUUGGCCAACAAGUUGGGAAUAUUCAGCAGCAUCGCUCACUGGUCAUGUUCCAAAAAAAACAUCAAAAGAAGCAUUACGUAAAAUAAGAUUGAUUAGUGGAGGAGGAGUCACCACUAAAACCAAUGGUAGCUCUAACUCAAUAUCACUGAAAACCAAUUCUACAUUAAAAAAGUAUCAAACUUCAGUUCUACAAAGACGUGGUAGUGCUUGCAAAUCAACAGCAAUAGCUUCUGUUGAAGUAUCUGGUGGUGUAAGACAUCAUCCUUCAACGUCAACAACUAUUGUAAAACGACAAAAAGGUCGUCCUCCUGGUAGAAAAAACAAGCUUAUACAGGCUGUUUUGAAAUCAAAUAGUCCGCGGAAGUCGCCUCGCCAACAUGCAUCUACAUUAGCAGCAAUUAUGUCUAACAAAGUUGGAAAUUCUGAUAAAGUCGAAAAUCAACUGCCUGAUAAACUAGAGGCAGAUCUAGAAACCAACAAAAAUUCUUUAGACAUGGAUGUUCCACGUUUAAUGAAGAUGUCCAUGCCAAAUUAUGAAGAUAUGCCAGGAUUCCGUCAUCGUAGACAUCGUCGCCAACUGGAAAACAAACGUAUCAUAAAACGUCGCCGUCAAUGUCGUUCAACUACUCCACCUCCACCAAAAUUAUGUGCUCAACAACCAGCUCCACAGCAAAUUUCUAUAAAUACUGCUAUGGAUCAAGAAAGAGUAAAAUUGCGUACUAAACAUGUGGAUGUAGUAAGAAGGCGAGCACGGGAUGAGAGAUUACGUGCAGCGUUUGUAUGUCAACAAUUAUAUAAAGUUCAUGAAAUAGCUGAACUAAAUCGUUUUAAACUGGCCCAAGAGGUUAAACAAACUGUUGAUGGAAAUAAAGAAGACUAUCAAUUCUCAAAUAAUGCUAUAAUAUUACCAUUUGAAAGUAAUCAAGACCAUAUUUGGUCUCAAAUUACUGAUAGUAAUCGAGAACCUGAUAAUAUGUGUUUACAAAUAAUGUAUGAACAAACUGCUGACAAAAGGUUUUUAUUUACUAAUUUGACUGAUGAGACUUUGCAAAUAUAUUAUCAACAACGUGAAUUAGCUUUAACUGAACGUUUAACAAAUAAUUAUCAUGGUGAAGCUUUGUCUUCCGAUUUAGGUAUAGACAUGGUAUCAAAUAAGCGAAAGAAAAAACGGCCGAAUAUGACUGGUUGGCCAAAAGAAAAACGUCGUAAAAUUAUAACUACCACAUCAUCUAUAAACUCAGCUGUAGAAGAUCCAAAUGGUGAUAGUGAUACUGAGAGAGAUGAAAUAGCCAAACGCCGAAGAGCAGCAGCAGCAAAACAACAGAGGCUCAGACGUCAACGUAUAAAAUUAGAGCAGCAGCAGCUACUCAAAGAAAAAUCCAAAAUUAGGAUAAGAGCUGCCUCACCUAAGCAAAGAGGUCGAAGACCAGGGCGCCCUAGGCGCCCUGGUCGUCCUGGUCGCCCAGGUCGACGUCCUGGCCCUAAUAAAAAAAAUAAAAGUGCAACAUACCGUCGUAAUAAUAGUGUGAGUAGUAAUGGUACAACAGCAAGUAGUAAUACCAGUAGUACUACCACUAAAGUAACUAAAGUGAAAAAACCAAGAAAGCAACGUACACCUGCACAAAAUAAAACUGCUGCACCAAUAGUGUCAGUAACACCUGUUACACCAAAUGGAAUUGUAAAACGAAGAUGUGGAAGACCUGUAGGAAGUGUUGGUCGACGUCAACGAUUAAAACUAGAGUUAUUACAACAGAAUUGUCAAAACCAAACGCCAUCAUCCUCUGAACAACAAAAAGAGAAUGUUGUCCAGCAACAGUCUAGUACAGGCAAAUUGAAAUGUGUUAUAUCAACACGUAAUAAUCGUAUGAAAUUAUUGUCAACCUCUGGUAGAAGUUCCCCUGCUGCAUUGAAUCAAAAGAAAACGAUGACUGCAAGCAAAACUAAGAAGUCAACUGCUGUGUAUAAUUUAACGUCUUCGUGUUUAACAACACUGCCAUCAUCACAGGUGACGGCAGCGGGUAAAAUUACUAGAACUACAGCUAAAAGAAGAAGACUCCAACAGCAUCAACAAACAGCUACAGCUACAGUUACAUGGGAUGUUGGAAGACCUAAAAGAUAUCAUUCAACCAGCCAUAGUAGGAAUGCUAGUAAUGUUGUUGUUGAAGAAGAUUGUUGUUUUGUUGGAUCACAACCAUUUGAACAACAUUGUCCAGGUGGUGGAGGUGGCUUAAGUCAUAAUACUGUACUUGAAAAUCAUCAAGAUCACCAAAAAGAAAACACAGUACACAGUGGUUUAUAGUAGAUACUACAGCAAUUGUUCAUUAUUAUUAUUUAUAUUUUUUAUUAAUUAUUAUUACAAUUAUUUUUUUCUUACCAAAUGUUUGUAUAAAUUAGAAUUAUUACUAUUUAGAUAAAACUGUAAACAAAAACAUGUAUUCUCUUAAUACAUAAAAUAUAAUUUCUAGCCAAAUUUUUACCCAAAUAAAUUUUAUACUUCUGUAUAAAUAACUAACAAAUAAACUAGUCGUAUAUUGAUUUAUUUUUUUAUCUUCCAUUGUUUCUUUUUUAAGUAACUCAUCAAUCACUACCCUUUUCCCGCAUUAUUACAAAGAAUUGGUGUAAAAAUUUGUUAAAUAAUCUAAAAAAAGACUGUUUCGGUUCCUAUAUGUAAGAAAUUAUUAAUUAUUUUUUUUGGCUUUUUUAAAUAUUUUUAUUCAUUUUUUAGUGUAAUCAUUCCUGUAACAACUCUUAAUUUUUAAAUUAAAUUAAAAUUGUUUAAAAAUAAUACAUUAGUAUGAAGUUAAACUGUAUUAAGUUCUAAGGAGAAGGUUUUAUUUAAUUUAUAUUUUUAUAAUUUGUACUUAUCUUUAAUGUUUAUUGGUUAUAUGUUAAUGAAUUUAUUUAUUAUAAUUUUUUUUAUACGUUUAUAUUAUGGCAAAGUUAAUAAAAAUGGUGCCAUGAUACUUCUCUUCCCAUUAAUAAUGUAGAGAAUUAAUCAAAAACAAAUUUAAUGAUAAAUAACUAUGUAAUAGUAUUAUAUAUUAUAAUGUAUUGUGUUUUUGGCCCUACAUGAUGGGGAAUAAAACGAAUUUUAAAUUAUUUUAUAUAGGGUGAAUUAA